This is a messenger RNA of Drechmeria coniospora, 444 nucleotides long. RefSeq names its product yippee. The coding region runs from base 1 to 444 and encodes 147 amino acids. Gene Ontology annotation, cellular component: ubiquitin ligase complex. The record is from RefSeq and is a predicted model, not a curated record. The transcript has a single exon. NCBI's taxonomy places the organism in Eukaryota, Fungi, Ascomycota, Sordariomycetes, Hypocreales, Ophiocordycipitaceae.
AUGGGCCUCGCAUACAAUACCUACCUCACGAGCAACAAGAUCUACGGCUGCAAGUCAUGCAAGACACAUCUUGCCAACCAUGAGGAUAUCAUAAGCAGGGUAUGUUGCCUCUCCGUCAGCAGCCUCCCUCUCGCUGGCCUUUCUCCUUCCGGUAGCGGACGGGACCCCAGAGGCUCGCCCCUGAAGGACAGCAUUAACCUCUGGGAACAGAACUUCCGUGGCCAGCAUGGCAAGGCCUAUCUGUUUCACAACGUCGUCAACGUCGAUGCAGGCGAGCCCCUCGAGCGAAACAUGACGACGGGCCGCCACGUCGUCCGCGAUAUCACUUGUCGUCAGUGCAAGGAGACGGUUGGCUGGAAGUACGACAAGGCAUACGAAAACUCGGAAAAGUACAAGGAGGGAAAGUUCAUACUCGAAGCCGAGCUGCUUUGCAACGUCGCAUAG